This is a messenger RNA of Paramecium tetraurelia, 2760 nucleotides long. RefSeq lists its product as uncharacterized. Lineage: Eukaryota; Ciliophora; Oligohymenophorea; Peniculida; Parameciidae. The transcript is spliced from 2 exons. The record is from RefSeq and is a predicted model, not a curated record.
AUGUAAAAUUUACUUAAUCUAAACUAUGUUGGCUCUAAUAAUAAGAGAGAAAAAGUCAAAAGAUGUAUUAUGACUAAAAUAAAAAGAAGUAGUUCUAAUGACCUCAAAUUAAUUCUUUAUCCUCUGACUUCAAAAACCGCAAAUAUUUUAUCUUUUAGAUAGAAAUUUAAUUCCAGAAGAAGAAGCACUUCUAUUUCAUAUUUUACACAUGAUUAAGAAUUAAAUAGAUAAUAAAAGUGUAUUCAAAUUUAGAUCGAUAAUAAAGAACAAUAAUAACCUAAUGAGGGCGAUGGUAAUUCUAAGCCAUCAUCAAAUAAUAUAAUUACAAACAAAUAAUGGGAUGAUCUAAAUAAUAUUUACGAAAGGAGAAAAAACGAUGUAAAUUUUAGACAAUUUAUAUAACAUUUUUAGUAGGAUGCUCUCUAAUUGGAAGCAUUAUAUUAUUAGCUUUCUUUUUUAGAGUUCCACCUAUCUGCCCCUUUAUAACUUCCACCUAUUUUAUGUUACUUUUUAUAUACUUUAAUUAUGUAUAGAGAUGAUAAAAGAAAACUUUUUAAUCAAUUUUCAGACACUUAUUUUGGGGAUGAUUAUUAUAAAAAAUUAAGAAAAUUUCAAGGUAGAUAUUUUAAAUAAAAACUUUAAAAUUAAUGCAUUUCACAAAUUUCUUUUUAUAAUGAACCAGAAGAAGAAUCUAUUUUACAUGAACUCAUGUUUUUCUAUUAUCUUGAUAAUUUGAUUCCCAACCUUGAUCUUGAUUAUAGUAUGCUUUUGGAUGAUUUUUUAUCAUACUUUUCAUUAUCAAACAUUAAAAAAAAUUUCAUAGAACUCUCUAUGAGAGAUGAUAAUAUUUUAAGAAAAAACAAUAUAGCAUUUGGAAAUAUUAGAUUUGUCUUCAAAAAAAAGGAUGGAUUGUUCAUUGAUUUUAAGUAACCAAUAGGAAGAUUUGAAAAUAUAUAAUUUCUUGAUUACGUUUAGUUUCAAGCUGAUUUUACUCAAUAAGUAUCCUCAGCCGAGCCUAUUAAAUAUUUUAAUUCAUAUCGUUCGGAGCCACAUAGCGAAAGGACUAUGAUUUUGUUUCUUUUGGCUGAUAUAUACCUAAAUUAAUCCAUAUUUCAGCAUUUAAAAUUAGAUUUGAUAGAUUCUCAACAGAUAAAUAAUAUCAUAAAUCUAUCCUAAAUCUACUUGGAAAUAACUAGUGAGAAAAGAGUUUGUAAAAAUUGUUUAGGCAUGUUUUAAUAGAUUCCAAUUGAAUUUAUUUGCUAGAAAUUUCAAGAAACAUUUGGAUUGGGUGUGGAUACAAGAUUUUAAUUCAUAAUCACCUAAUAGUAUUUAUUGGAUCCAAAAAUCUCUACAGAAAAAGAAAGAUACCAAAGAAUUUGGGUAAGAACAACUUAAAAAAAAUUCAAUUCAUAAUAUAAAUUCUUAAAAGAUUAAAAAAAAAAUUCGGAAGACUUUUAAAAGGAAAAUUAAUAAGAAAUUCCACUUCAGCUCAUUAUAGAAUAAAAUGAUUAAAAUGAUGAAAAUGAUUGUGAACUCGUGCAAAAACAAGAUUUACCUCAAUAAGACUCCAAAUAAUCACAUUAAUAAGAAGAUUUAAUAAAACAAGAAUAUUUAAUUUGCUACGAAGAGCAAGAACCCACUGGAUUAAUAUCUGUGUUGUUUUUAAAAGAAAGAUAUUGUAAAAGUUAAGUUUGCAAUUUUAAAACUAAAAUUCCUGAUAUCAAACUCACAAAUACAUUUUUUAUAAAUAAUGAAUCAUAAUUUUCAGAUACAAUUUCCCAAAAUAGUUUUAAUUAAGAUGAAAACUCGCAAUCAUCUAAAUAAAUUAAAUAUUAGAAAUAAUAAAAUAGAUUAUUAGAUCAGCUGCAAAAAAAAUAAUAUACACUUAUACAUCAUAUGAAUUUUAAGCACAAUAAUCCAGAAGAAUAGAAUCUUCAAAAAACAAAGAAACCUUAUACGAUAUAUGAAGAUUUAUUGUUAGAAAUUCAAUCUGAGUUUUACUCUUAUUUAAUAAGGAAGUUUACAUCUGAUUUUUAAAUGUUUGAUACUGAGCUUUUUGAAUUAGAUAAAAUUUUGCAAUUAUAUUGGGAAAUAGGACUUCUUAAAGGACAAUAAAAUGGCUUAAUGAAUAUUUUAAAGGAAAAAUUAAUGCUGAAUAGUAUUCUUGAUUGUGGAUAAUUUAAUUUGAAAUUAUUUAUCUAGGAUUAUUAAUUUAUAAGUGAAUGUAGAACUACAUAAAUUACAAAUGAAAUGAAAAGUAAUUAAUAGAGCAGUAAAACUUCAGCUAACUUUUAUAUAUUAAAGUUUUAUGGAUUGAAUGAGUCUGGAGAAUUUAAAAGAAUUGCUUUAUCAAUUUAGGGCUAAAGUUGUUACUAAUUAAUUCAACAAUUUGAUGAAUAACUUUAAGAAGAAAUAAAAAAAUUUAAACGGCUUAUAAUAAUUAUUUUAUCGAUUAACUAGAUCAACAAUUAAUGCACCGAAACAAUUUACAACCACAUAUUAAAUUUAUAACAUCCCAAAUUUGAACUCAAACAUUAUUUUUUUGAACAAAAUACAAGGGAUCAAACCUAAAAGGAGAGGCACAAAUCAACUUCGAUAUCAGAAUAAUAAUUGAUUCUUUUAGAAAAAGAUUUCUUUUUACAUCGAUAUGCGCUUCAGGAUUAAAAUUGUUUUUAACCUUUUAAGGAGUUGAGUGAGAAAUUUGAUCAAGAGUUGAUGAGCUUUGAAUGCUAAGUCCAUACUUGGAAUGUCAAUUCAUGA